AUGGAACCAACGAAAGGCGCGACUCUCGAUGAUGACUGCCACAAUGCUAUUCGAAAAUUCUUUGAAGAACUUUCGACCGACGAAAUUGCUCUGUUUGAGGCUACGACCAAAUCGCAGCAGUUGAUCGAUGAUCUCCAAGAUGUCGACAAUAAACAUAAGUCGGAGAUUUCGCGGAAGAUCGCCCCCAAGCUUAAAACUUUCGUUGCGGGCGUUGAACAAUUCGGUGGCGCCUUGGACGUUAUCGCAGGCUCUGUGUCGCUGAUGAGUCCGAUUUGGGGUUCUGUGCGUGUUGUUCUCCAGGUCGCGGGCGAAUAUAGCGAAUACUUCGACAAGAUCUCGGACAUGUUCGAGGAAAUUGGCUACAUUCUUUCCUGUCUACGUCGUUAUCCGCGCCUUUACCCCGACAAUGAGAUUCUUCGCAAUUCCAUGGUAGAGAUAUUCCAUUUGAUCUUUCAGUUUUGUUCCAGAGCUCGAGAUGUCUUCCACCAGGGGAAGAAAUACCAGCGAGGCAUCAGGGCGCUGAACCCGGUCGGCCUACAUGCAGCGUGGAAACUCCUCUGGAAGCCGUUCAAAAUCCAAUUUGGCGAUAUCGUCGAUAAGAUUAGAUCCUCCAUGGUCGAAAUUGAUCAUGAAGUCGAUCUUGCCGAGAAGGAACUUGCGAGCAAGGAGAGAGUCAAGGCCGAAGAUGAGCGAAAGCUGCAAACAUCUCGCUGGGACGCAUCGGAGUCCCAUCAAAAGUCUGUCGCCCAGUUCAUCGACCAGCAGCGAAUUGAAGCAGUGAACCAGUGGCUCUCACCCGUCAACGCGGCUUCUAAUCACAAUUCAGCCACAAAGUUGCGGCACCAAGGUACCGGUAACUGGUUCUUGGAUGGUGCGAAAUUUCAGGAAUGGGUCUCGUCUGAGAAUGCUUUCUUGUGGCUACAUGCGAUACCCGGUGCAGGAAAAACAAUUCUUGCGUCGACUGUCAUCGAAUGGUUGCGGGAGUAUAAGCAGAGCAAUUCCAUCGCACUAGCCUAUUUCUAUUGCGACUAUAAGGACCAACAGAAACAAUCGCCAACCCGGAUCAUCAGCACUCUAUUGUCGAUGCUUGCAUCACGAAAUGACGCUGUCUUUGACAGGAUCCGAACAUUCUUCGAACAACGAUACAAAGAAAAUCCGGCGUAUAGUCCGGAGUUUGAUGAGCUCUUAAACAAUUUCAGUCACUUCAUGGCUGAUAGUUUCGAGGAGAUAUACAUCGUUAUUGAUGCCCUGGAUGAAAGUGAAGAUAGAGAAUGUCUAGCAUAUGCCCUGAAAAGGAUAUCCGAGACUUCCCAAUGCUCGAAGAUCUUCGUCACCAGUCGCCAUGAGAUUGACAUUGCCCGCACAUACGAGGGUUUAUGCGUCGCGACUAUCGAAGCGAAAGACGUUGCUGAUGAUAUUGAUUCAUACGUGAAGGCCGAGCUAGCAGCUAAGAUCAAAGCCCGGAAGCUGAAACUACGCGAUCCUAAUUUGGCGGGGGUCAUCUGUGAUACUUUGAUUGAAGGAGCCCAUGGUAUGUUUCAAUGGGUAAAAUGCCAGAUGGAUCAGUUAUGCAAAUUGCGAAACGACAAAGCGGUGCGAAAUGCCUUGAGCGACCUCCCGAAGACCUUGCAUGACACGUACAUCCGUAUUCUCCAGAAGUUGGAAACCGAACAUGCCGAAGAUGUGGAGAUCGUGCAACGGCUGCUGAAAUGGUUGGUUAGAGGUGUUCGAAACCUCACUCUGGCCGAGCUGGCGGAGUGUGUGAGCAUUGAUUUAAGCAAUUCGGAGCAAUCGUUUGAUUUCGAUGCGGUUUUCACGGACGCUGAAGAUGUGGUCGAGCUUUGUGGAAGCCUGGUCACGCUCUCGUCUGAUGGACAUGUCGCUUUGGCACAUUAUACAGUCAAAGAGUUCCUCGUAUCGGAAUUUAUCAAAUCAUCGAUGCCUCAGUUCUGGGUUGGGAAUGGUGAUAUCCAUGCUGAACUAGCCAGUAUUUGUCUGACUUAUUUGACAUACGAUGACUUUGCGGGAACUGAGACAAAGUCUGGAGAAGAUUUGUUGCAUGAAUUCGACGAAUACAAGUUCCUCCCAUAUGCUGUUCAAGCAUGGGGUACACAUGCUCACUUGAGCGGGAGUUUGGAACAAAUUUCCGAAGGAGCUUCUGACGAACUUUUUGACCUGGUCAUGCGAUUGCUUGAAUCGAAUGCUACUGUUGGCGGCAAUUACGACACAUGGUAUCGCAUGUUCUUCUAUCUACGAAAGAUCACAGGCGAACGAUUCAAAUCUUCCAGUGAUUCUCCUCUCUACUUUGCAAGUUUGUUCGGUUUGCCAAGGGUGGUCUCGGCUUUGCUCAGUGAGGAUCCAAACAGUGAAACGGAUGAGCCAUUAAAAGCGAGUGCGGGUGCCGGGCAUGACUCCGUCAUCAAGGUCUUUUUGGAUUUAUGUGAAUCGGUAGGCCCAAAGACUCUCGAACGAUGUCUCUACCUCGGCGCGAGUCAGGGGCAUGAGAGGGUGGUAAGCACUCUACUAGAGAUAGGAACAAACGCGAAUACUCGAUCCGGGAGAAAUGGCACCCCUCUCCAAGUCGCUACUCUCGAUGGCCGUCAUCGGGUAGUUUCCCUUCUCCUUGCUCAUGGUGCGGACUUCAACAUUUCCUGUCAGCGAUAUGGCGUUCCUCUUGCCGCUGCUGGUGAAAAGGGACAUAUUCAGACAUUCCAAGUUCUUCUGGACCACGGUGCGAACGUGAACGGCCGUGGAGGGUGGUAUGCAUAUCCUCUGGUGUCCGCAAUUGUUGGCAAAAACAUGAACAUUGUGGAAAUGCUUAUUAAGAAGGGAGCGAAUGUCAAUGCCCUUGGGGGUCGACACGGAUGUGCAUUGAUGGCAGCUUCCUCUAUGGGCCUCCUUGACCUGAUGCGCUUUCUAAUCUCGCAUGGAGCUAGGGUCAACGACGAGAAUGAUAAGGGAACCGACAGUCUAUAUGCUGCGUGCAUGGCUGGAAAUAUGGAUUCCGUAAAGGUUCUCCUUGAAUUUGGGGCUGAUGUUAAUGCAAAGGGGGGAAACAUCGCAAUGCAUUAA
Molecule: messenger RNA, 3072 nt
Organism: Penicillium paradoxum
Lineage: Eukaryota; Fungi; Ascomycota; Eurotiomycetes; Eurotiales; Aspergillaceae
Exons: 3
Coding region: 1-3072 (1023 amino acids)
Molecular function (GO): protein binding
Source: RefSeq, a predicted model, not a curated record